GGCCUAAGGCUGGGGGCCGACGGCGGCGGCAGCAGGGAGCUGGGAAGCGGAGAAGCCGGGAGCGCGGGGCUCAGUCGGGGGGCGGCGGCGGCGGCGGCUCCGGGGAUGGCGGCGGCUCCGCUGCUGCUGCUGCUGCUGCUCGUGCCCGUGCCGCUGCUGCCGCUGCUGGCCCAAGGGCCCGGAGGGGCGCUGGGAAACCGGCAUGCGGUGUACUGGAACAGCUCCAACCAGCACCUGCGGCGAGAGGGCUACACCGUGCAGGUGAACGUGAACGACUAUCUGGAUAUUUACUGCCCGCACUACAACAGCUCGGGGGUGGGCCCCGGGGCGGGACCGGGGCCCGGAGGCGGGGCAGAGCAGUACGUGCUGUACAUGGUGAGCCGCAACGGCUACCGCACCUGCAACGCCAGCCAGGGCUUCAAGCGCUGGGAGUGCAACCGGCCGCACGCCCCGCACAGCCCCAUCAAGUUCUCGGAGAAGUUCCAGCGCUACAGCGCCUUCUCUCUGGGCUACGAGUUCCACGCCGGCCACGAGUACUACUACAUCUCCACGCCCACUCACAACCUGCACUGGAAGUGUCUGAGGAUGAAGGUGUUCGUCUGCUGCGCCUCCACAUCGCACUCCGGGGAGAAGCCGGUCCCCACUCUCCCCCAGUUCACCAUGGGCCCCAAUGUGAAGAUCAACGUGCUGGAAGACUUUGAGGGAGAGAACCCUCAGGUGCCCAAGCUUGAGAAGAGCAUCAGCGGGACCAGCCCCAAACGGGAACACCUGCCCCUGGCCGUGGGCAUCGCCUUCUUCCUCAUGACGUUCUUGGCCUCCUAGCUCUGCCCCCUCCCCUGGGGGGGGAGAGAUGGGGCGGGGCUUGGAAGGAGCAGGGAGCCUUUGGCCUCUCCAAGGGAAGCCUAGUGGGCCUAGACCCCUCCUCCCAUGGCUAGAAGUGGGGCCUGCACCAUACAUCUGUGUCCGCCCCCUCUACCCCUUCCCCCCACGUAGGGCACUGUAGUGGACCAAGCACGGGGACAGCCAUGGGUCCCGGGCGGCCUUGUGGCUCUGGUAAUGUUUGGUACCAAACUUGGGGGCCAAAAAGGGCAGUGCUCAGGACUCCCUGGCCCCUGGUACCUUUCCCUGACUCCUGGUGCCCUCUCCCUUUGUCCCCCCAGAGAGACAUAUGCCCCCAGAGAGAGCAAAUCGAAGCGUGGGAGGCACCCCCAUUGCUCUCCUCCAGGGGCAGAACAUGGGGAGGGGACUAGAUGGGCAAGGGGCAGCACUGCCUGCUGCUUCCUUCCCCUGUUUACAGCAAUAAGCACGUCCUCCUCCCCCACUCCCACUUCCAGGAUUGUGGUUUGGAUUGAAACCAAGUUUACAAGUAGACACCCCUGGGGGGGCGGGCAGUGGACAAGGAUGGCAAGGGGUGGGCAUUGGGGUGCCAGGCAGGCAUGUACAGACUCUAUAUCUCUAUAUAUAAUGUACAGACAGACAGAGUCCCUUCCCUCUUUAACCCCCUGACCUUUCUUGACUUCCCCUUCAGCUUCAGACCCCUUCCCCACCAGGCUAGGCCCCCCACACCUGGGGGACCCCCUGGCCCCUCUUUUGUCUUCUGUGAAGACAGGACCUAUGCAACGCACAGACACUUUUGGAGACCGUAAAACAACAACGCCCCCUCCCUUCCAGCCCUGAGCCGGGAACCAUCUCCCAGGACCUUGCCCUGCUCACCCUAUGUGGUCCCACCUAUCCUCCUGGGCCUUUUUCAAGUGCUUUGGCUGUGACUUUCAUACUCUGCUCUUAGUCUAAAAAAAAUAAACUGGAGAUAAAAAUAA
Molecule: messenger RNA, 1817 nt
Organism: Homo sapiens (human)
Lineage: Eukaryota; Metazoa; Chordata; Mammalia; Primates; Hominidae
Gene: EFNA3
Product: ephrin A3
Exons: 5
Coding region: 106-822 (238 amino acids)
Biological process (GO): ephrin receptor signaling pathway
Cellular component (GO): plasma membrane; membrane
Molecular function (GO): ephrin receptor binding
Source: RefSeq, marked reviewed